AAAGUUCAAGAAGUCAGAGAAGUCACUAGGAUAGAACGAAUAGGUGCCCACAGCCAUAUAAGAGGUUUAGGAUUAGAUGAUGCUUUGGAAGCAAGAAAAAUAUCACAGGGUAUGGUUGGCCAGGUAUCAGCUCGUAGAGCUGCUGGAAUAAUUCUGGAGAUGAUAAAAGAAGGCAAGAUUGCUGGUAGGGCCAUUCUCAUUGCUGGUCAUCCUGGAACUGGAAAAACUGCCAUAGCCAUGGGCAUAGCUCAAGCAUUAGGUUCAGACACUCCAUUCACAUCUAUAGCUGGCAGUGAGAUAUUCUCAUUGGAGAUGAGUAAGACAGAAGCUUUGACUCAAGCCUUCCGAAAAUCAAUCGGAGUCAGGAUAAAAGAAGAAACUGAAAUAAUUGAGGGAGAAGUAAUCGAAAUACAAGUUGACAGACCAGCCACUGGAACUGGCUCAAAGGUAGGAAAAUUAACCAUAAAAACAACAGAAAUGGAAACCAUAUAUGACUUGGGUCAAAAAAUGAUUGAAAGUCUUACAAAAGAAAAAGUACAAGCUGGGGACAUCAUAACAAUUGAUAAAGCCACUGGUAAGAUAACAAAAUUGGGUAGAUCUUUCACCAGAGCUAGAGAUUAUGAUGCCAUGGCUGCAAAUACAAGAUUCGUACAAUGUCCAGAAGGUGAAUUACAAAAACGUAAAGAGGUCGUCCAUACAGUAAGCUUGCAUGAAAUUGAUGUGAUCAACAGUCGAACACAAGGAUUUUUAGCAUUAUUUUCUGGUGACACGGGUGAAAUAAAAAGUGAAAUUAGAGAGCAAAUAAAUUUCAAAGUUGCUGAAUGGAGAGAAGAAGGAAAAGCAGAAAUAGUCCCUGGGGUAUUAUUCAUAGACGAAGUACACAUGUUAGACAUUGAGUGUUUUUCCUUCCUGAAUCGGGCCGUUGAGAGUGAUAUGGCGCCAAUACUUAUUGUGGCCACCAACAGAGGCAUCACUAAAAUUAGAGGUACAAAUUAUAAAAGCCCACAUGGCGUCCCUAUUGAUUUACUCGACCGAUUGCUGAUUAUUUCUACCACACCAUAUGAAAAUGAUGAAAUCAACCAAAUUCUUAAAAUCAGAUGUGAGGAAGAAGAUGUUGAAAUGACUGAAGAUGCGCUGACAGUCCUCACCAGAAUAGGCCAAGAAACUUCAUUGCGAUAUGCUAUCCAGCUUAUAACCACUGCCUACCUGGUCUGCCGAAAAAGGAAGGGCAAAGAAGUAGGCAUUGAAGAUGUCAAGAGAGUUUAUUCCUUAUUUCUCGAUGAAAGUAGAUCGACUCAGUAUUUGAAAGAGUAUCAACAGGAAUACAUGUUUUAUGAAACAGGUUUCUAUAAAUUUGUUUAUCGAGUUUAA
Messenger RNA from Helobdella robusta, 1371 nucleotides. RefSeq lists its product as hypothetical. The transcript has 10 exons. Lineage: Eukaryota; Metazoa; Annelida; Clitellata; Rhynchobdellida; Glossiphoniidae. Gene Ontology annotation, biological process: regulation of transcription by RNA polymerase II; box C/D snoRNP assembly; chromatin remodeling. Gene Ontology annotation, molecular function: ATP binding; ATP hydrolysis activity; DNA helicase activity. Gene Ontology annotation, cellular component: Swr1 complex; Ino80 complex; R2TP complex. The annotation marks the transcript as partial. The record is from RefSeq and is a predicted model, not a curated record.